Molecule: messenger RNA, 409 nt
Organism: Dentiscutata heterogama
Lineage: Eukaryota; Fungi; Glomeromycota; Glomeromycetes; Diversisporales; Gigasporaceae
Source: the annotation of a GenBank genome assembly
AUGGCCGGUCACACUAUUUUAAGAACAAGGAAUAGAAUUCAUUCGGAAAUUGCCAGGGCAUCUUUCGCAUAUAAAAAACAUAAACCUGCUCGUCAUCAUAAACCUACGAAAACUGAGUGUGAAACUCCAACUCCAACUAAUAUUCCUUGUUGUCAACCUGGGAGUCCUGGAUUCCAAAGUUCUGGACAAAUUCAUGCUUUUGCUUCAUCAUUCACCAAUACAUUUACUAAUACAACUGCGCAACAAUGUUGUGAAGCAUGUUUUAAUGCUUCUAAUUGUGUCGAAUGGUAUUUUGUUCCUAAUCAAUGUUUUAUGAAUUCAAAUGCAGAUACUUGUAAUAAUCAACUUACGAUACCUAUUAAUAAUAAUUCAUAUUCCAAUGGUGGAAUUAUGCGAUGUGACGCAGAUG